Vitis riparia (riverbank grape) is the source of this 1791-nucleotide messenger RNA. RefSeq names its product berberine bridge enzyme-like 21. The transcript has a single exon. Gene Ontology annotation, molecular function: oxidoreductase activity; FAD binding. NCBI's taxonomy places the organism in Eukaryota, Viridiplantae, Streptophyta, Magnoliopsida, Vitales, Vitaceae. Bases 1 to 1620 code for a protein of 539 amino acids. The record is from RefSeq and is a predicted model, not a curated record.
AUGGAGAUGUCAAGGUCUUCCUUUCGUCUGCUACUUCUCCUUCUUGGUUUUCUUCUUGUUUCAUCAUAUGCAGCUUCAGAUUCAGUAUAUGAUACCUUUGUUCAAUGCCUAUCAAACCAUUCAGCCCCAUCUCACCAAGCUUCAUCAAUAGUCUACGCCCAAACAAAUUCUUCAUUCACAAAUGUUCUUCGAUCUUAUAUCCGAAACGAACGGUUCAACACAUCUUCCACGCCAAAACCCUUGAUCAUUGUCACCCCCUCGGAUGAAUCCCAAGUCCAGGCUGCCAUAAUUUGCUCUAGAGACAUUGGCAUGCUGCUAAAAAUCCGAAGUGGUGGCCAUGACUACGAUGGCCUAUCUUAUGUCUCUGAUGUCCCAUUUUUCAUCCUUGAUAUGUUCAAUCUUCGGUCCAUCAACGUGAAUAUCACUGAUGAAACUGCUUGGGUUCAAGCUGGUGCAACCCUAGGAGAACUCUACUAUAGAAUUUGGGAGAAAAGCAGAGUCCAUGGAUUUCCAGCUGGGGUUUGCCCCACUCUGGGUGUAGGCGGGCACUUGAGUGGUGGGGGCUAUGGUAAUAUGUUGCGAAAAUAUGGACUCUCUAUUGAUCAUAUUGUGGAUGCCCAGAUAAUCAAUGUUAAUGGCAGCAUUCUCGAUCGAAAGUCCAUGGGAGAAGACCUCUUUUGGGCCAUUAGAGGAGGUGGCGGAGCUUGCUUUGGAGUCAUAUUGUCAUAUAAGGUCAAGCUUGUCCGAGUGCCCGAAAUUGUUACAGUUUUUCGGGUCGAGAAGACCCUGGCCCAAAACGCCACUGACUUGGUCUAUCAGUGGCAGCACAUCACUGACAAGACCGAUAAUGAUCUUUUCAUGAGGCUUCUCCUCCAACCUAUCACGGUGAAGAGCGACAAUGGGUCCUCCAAGACUGUUAGGGUAACCUUCAUAUCACUGUUUCUUGGAGACGCAACCCGUCUCAUUUCAGUGAUGAACAAGGAUUUCCCAGAAUUAGGGCUAAAGAAAGAGGACUGCAAGGAAAUGAGCUGGAUUGAAUCAGUCCUCUACUGGGCUAAUUUCGAUAACGGAACAUCAGUGAAUGUUCUGCUAAACCGGACCCUAGAGUCAGUGAAAUUCUUUAAGGCGAAGUCAGACUACGUGGAGAAACCCAUAUCCAAGGAUGGUCUAGAAGGGCUGUGGAAGAAGAUUAUUGAAUUAGGCAAACCAGGGAUGGUGUUCAAUUCAUACGGAGGGCGAAUGAGUGAAAUCCCCGCAUCUGAAACCCCCUUCCCACAUCGCGCUGGGUACAUAUUCAAGAUCCAGUACUCAGUGAAUUGGCAUGAAGAAGGGACUGAAGCAGACAAGAAGUAUGUGAACUUGAUAAGAGAGCUUUUAAGCUACAUGACCCCACUUGUGUCCAAGUCCCCUAGAGGUUCAUAUCUCAACUAUAGAGAUAUUGAUAUUGGUAUUAGCCACAAUGGUAAAGAUAGCUACCAAGAAGGUAAGGUAUAUGGGGUUAAGUACUUUAUGAACAAUUUUGACAGGUUGGUGAAAGCGAAGACUGCUGUGGACCCUCAGAAUUUUUUCAGGUAUGAACAAAGCAUCCCACCUCUUCCAUAUCAAAGGGACAUUGAUUGAAAGAAAGCUUUGAGUUGUGUCAUUGCUUGACUAGAGAAAUAAAUUUGGCUCCUUAUUAUCGAUAUAUAUGGUUCUUGCCCUUAUUAGACAAUACCUCUAUGUCAUUGUUUCUCAAGAGCCUAUAUCUGUUUCUAUAUCCAUUUGAGAAAUUUUAUCAAAAGAGCUCUUAAU